Pelobates fuscus (common spadefoot toad) is the source of this 5981-nucleotide messenger RNA. RefSeq names its product transmembrane protein 63B (gene TMEM63B). NCBI's taxonomy places the organism in Eukaryota, Metazoa, Chordata, Amphibia, Anura, Pelobatidae. Bases 365 to 2920 code for a protein of 851 amino acids. Gene Ontology annotation, cellular component: plasma membrane. The record is from RefSeq and is a predicted model, not a curated record. The transcript has 25 exons. Gene Ontology annotation, molecular function: calcium-activated cation channel activity.
GGCGUGGCGUUCGGCUGACGUCACAGGCUGCGCCUCCCACCUGCAUUGUGCUGUGCGCCGACCGGGUUGGGGACACUCCGGGUCCAGUGACACCGGGAGCUGCGACACCGGGGAGCGGAGUACGGGCCCUAUCAGCGGACACUCACACUGUGAAGAUACAUUUUCUAAAGUUUUGGAUUUCAGUCCUGUGAAUGACACUGUAUUGUACGGACGUUCGGUGGUUGACGUCUAGAGGGGCACUUAGACCAACUGCUAUCCUCGUCUCUCCACUACUGCUUGUCUGAGACUAGUGGGAGUGGUAUUCUGAUCACCUCCAGAGGGCAUAAAUCUGCUAAACGUAUCUGAUAAGAGUUAUCAUCUGGGUAUGAAUAAAACCAAAAUGCUGGAGAAUGUUAAGUUUGCAAUGACACACUUGCUUCUGGGCACCCUGGCAUCCAUGGUCACCACGGCAGCUGCCUCCUGCACAGGCUCGUCCUGCAGCAAUGUCACCACCAGGGAUUACUGCUACAGCGCCCGCAUCCGCAGCACUGUGCUGCAGGGCCUGCCCUUUGGAGGGGUACCCACCGUCCUGGCUCUCGAUUUCAUGUGCUUCUUGGCCCUGCUCUUUGUCUUCUCCAUUCUGCGGAAAGUGGCAUGGGAUUAUGGGAGAUUAGCGCUGGUCACCGACGCAGACAGACAGCGACGGCGGCAGCAGUUUCAAGAGGAGCGGGAAUAUGUGGCGUCUGCAAUGCACGCUGACAGCCAUGACCGCUAUGAGCGUUUAACCUCCGUGUCCAGCUCCGUGGACUUCGAACAACGGGACAAUGGUUUCUGCUCCUGGCUGACUGCAAUAUUCAGAAUAAAGGAUGACGAGAUCCGUGCAAAAUGUGGUGCAGAUGCGGUGCACUACCUCUCGUUCCAGCGCCACAUCAUUGGGCUCCUGGUGGCUGUUGGAGUUCUCUCUGUGGGCAUCGUACUCCCAGUCAACUUCUCAGGGGACCUGCUGGAAAACAACGCAUACAGUUUUGGGAGAACCACCAUCGCCAACCUGGACUCAAGGAAUAACCUGCUGUGGUUGCACACCACUUUUGCUUUUCUGUACCUGCUGCUCACGGUGUACAGCAUGCGCCGACACACAUCCAAGAUGCGCUACAAGGAGGACGAUUUGGUGAAACGCACACUGUUUAUCAACGGCAUAUCUAAAUACGCAGAACCCGAAAAGAUCAAGAAACACUUUGAAGAGGCCUAUACCAAUUGUACGGUGCUGGAAGCAAGGCCGUGCUAUGAUGUGGCCAGACUGAUGUUUUUGGAUGCUGAAAGAAAAAAAGCUGAACGAGGCAAAUCUUACUUUACCCAUCUAAAGAACAAAGAGGACCAAACAAGUCUGAUCAAUCCUAAACCUUGCGGCCAUCUGUGCUGCUGUGUAAUCAAAGGGUGUGAGCAGGUGGAGGCCAUAGAAUAUUACACUCGGCUGGAGCAGAAUCUCAAGGAGGAUUAUAAGAAGGAGAAGGAGAAAGUAAAUGAGAAACCCUUAGGAAUGGCAUUUGUCACAUUUCACAAUGAGGCGAUCACAGCCAUGAUUCUGAAGGAUUUUAAUGUGUGUAAGUGCCACGGCUGCAGCUGCCGUGGGGAACCCAAGUCGUCCUCGUGCAGUGAGUCACUGCAUGUCCAUAACUGGACCGUGAGCUACGCCCCCGACCCACAGAACAUCUACUGGGAGCACCUCUCCACACGUGGCUUCAUCUGGUGGAUCCGUUGUCUGAUCAUAAAUGUCAUACUCUUCCUCCUUCUAUUCUUCCUCACUACGCCAGCGAUAAUCAUAACCACAAUGGACAAAUUCAACGUGACAAAACCAGUGGAGUAUCUGAACAAUCCUAUUAUAACCCAGUUCUUCCCCACUCUGUUGCUGUGGGCUUUCUCUGCUCUGCUCCCAACCAUCGUCUAUUAUUCUGCCUUCUUUGAAGCUCACUGGACCAGGUCUGGAGAGAAUCGAACUACAAUGCACAAGUGUUACACCUUCCUGAUCUUCAUGGUGCUGCUUCUGCCAUCGCUGGGGCUGAGCAGCUUGGAUCUGUUUUUCAGAUGGCUUUUUGACCAAAAGUUUCUGGCAGAAGCCGCCAUCCGGUUUGAGUGCGUGUUCCUUCCGGAUAAUGGAGCAUUCUUUGUUAAUUAUGUAAUUGCCUCUGCUUUUAUUGGAAAUGCCAUGGACCUGCUGCGGAUCCCAGGUCUGCUGAUGUACAUGAUCCGACUAUGUCUGGCGCGUUCCGCCGCAGAACGCAAAAAUGUAAAACGACACCAAGCCUAUGAGUUCCAGUUUGGUGCAGCAUAUGCCUGGAUGAUGUGCAUUUUUACCGUUGUCAUGACCUACAGUAUCACGUGUCCGAUUAUUGUGCCAUUUGGCUUGAUGUAUAUGCUGCUGAAACACCUGGUGGACAGAUACAACCUGUACUACGCCUACCUGCCGGCCAAGCUGGACAAGAAAAUCCACUCUGGUGCGGUCAGCCAGGUGGUGGCAGCCCCUAUUCUCUGCCUGUUCUGGCUGCUGUUCUUCUCUACAGUGAGAACUGGAUUCCUGGCUCCAACGUCAAUGUUCACGUUUGUGGUCCUGGUUAUCACCAUUGUGAUUUGCUUGUGCCAUGUGUGCUUUGGGCACUUUAAAUACCUCAGUGCCCACAACUACAGGAUUGACCACACAGAGGUAAAUGCUGUGGAUGGGACACAGAAUGGCCGACCAUCAUCUAAUGCCUCCUCUCACAAAACCACAAAAUACAUUGCACAGGUCCUGCAGGACUCCUCUGCGGAUACCGAGCCUGCUGCAGACAGCGAGGAUACCGAGGAGCAAGGCUCGCAGGAUGAAGAGAUGAUAAAUGCAGACAGCACACAGGAUGCAGAGUUCCAGUCUUGCGAGGAUAGUCUAAUUGAAAAUGAGAUCCAUCACUGACACAAACCAGAUGGGCUAAGGGGAGCACCAGACUGCACUGGGGGUGCUGUGCGCCAUUUUCUGAAGAUGUCCCCUCCGCCCUGUUCUGCCUACGCUAUACAGACUGUGUGAGAGCCAUGUACAGGACUCUGCCUGCUCUGUGUACACUAUACAGACUGUGUGUGAGCUAUGUACAGGAAACUAAGUGCACUGUGUACACUAUACUGACUGUGUGAGAGCCAUGUACAGGAAGCUGCCUGCUCUGUGUACACUGUACAAACUGUGUGAGAGCCAUGUACAGGAAACUGCCUGCUCUGUGUACAGUGUACAGACUGUGUGAGAGCCAUGUACAGGACUCUGCCUGCUCUGUGUACACUACAGACUGUGUGAGAGCCAUGUACAGGAAGCUGCCUGCUCUGUGUACACUGUACAAACUGUGUGAGAGCCAUGUACAGGACUCUGCCUGCUCUGUGUACACUAUACAGACUGUGUGAGAGCCAUGUACAGGACUCUGCCUGCUCUGUGUACACUAUACUGACUGUGUGAGAGCCAUGUACAGGAAGCUGCCUGCUCUGUGUACACUGUACAAACUGUGUGAGAGCCAUGUACAGGAAACUGCCUGCUCUGUGUACAGUGUACAGACUGUGUGAGAGCCAUGUACAGGACUCUGCCUGCUCUGUGUACACUACAGACUGUGUGAGAGCCAUGUACAGGAAGCUGCCUGCUCUGUGUACACUGUACAGACUGUGUGAGAGACAUGUACAGGACUCUGCCUGCUCUGUGUACACCGUACACAUUGUAUACAGAUCCCAUGUUCAGUGUUGUAGGCUUCCUUGCACACCUGCUUUCUGUAUUGUACUAGUUAUGUGAUUAUGCUGACAGUGGAAUCCUGUGCCCCUUUUCCCUCAUGAUAAAAUGACAUGUAUGAGUGAAGCUUGGCACUGUAACGUCUGCCCAUGGAGAGACCCACAGUGCUGUCUUAAAAUUAGGAAGAAACUGGUAUUCGUGUGAUAACUGGGAGAAUUUAUGUAGUGUUGAGAGAGUGGUGUGGGUGAGACCGGCAUUGCCACUUGGAUGGUAAAGUGGAGUGGAGUGGAAUAGAAUGCCAUGCUGUGAGUGAGAUUGUGACCUGGUGGUAGGCCGAGCAUAAGGAGCGGGGAGUGAGUGAGUGAGUGGCGAGCGGGCGGGGAGUGCAUGACGAGCACUGCUUUUUUGUUUUGCUGUGUUUAAAAAUAUAAGCUGUUUUGUGUCUGUGUAGUUGACUACUUUCACUGGCUGCACUUUAGCGUUAAAUGGGGCAGGGUGUAUGUGAUAGGGAGGCUGGCCCUUCAUGUUUGCUUUAAAUGGUUUAGGCAGGGUAUGCACUGUCUGUGAAGUGUACACGACACCGCUUAGCAGAGCUGCUUGAUGCUGUAUAAGGGGGAGGCUGGCACUGCCUCUGUCCGUGUCGGUGUGUACGUGUGUCACUGCCUCUGCUGUAGCUUUCUGAUAUGUAGUUAUAACGUUUGGCUGUGGAUGUUAGAAUAGCAUUAGUCUCCCUCCUUAUACUUCUUGUUCGUUCCCGCUUUCCUGCUAAACACCCCCAGAAUGGACACUGCAAGUGGCAUCAUGACAAACCCUGCCUGUAUUCCUCUGUGCAAGUCUCCCGCCUGGCUGUGCUAUGAAUACGAAGUGGGACUGCAGCCGCUGGAAACACAGCCAGGGAUAUUCCAGAAAGAUACAGACCAACUUCUAACGUUCUAUGAACUCCUUGCGUUCAUACAGAUUGACUGAUUAUUGCCGCGGCCACUGAUUUGCACUUGGAUGGAUAUUUGAAGACUUGUUUCCCGUGGCUCACUUGCCAGCACUUUGUAUUAACAUUUAGCAAAAGAGAAUCUUCACACUUUGGAACAGCAUUGGAUGGGCUAAUACCACCUCCCCUGGAAGGCGCAGUCCUGGGCCGGUGGUUUGAAGAUUAGAAUUGUUCUCAUGACUUGUUAAGAGAUUGUGAUCCUCCUUGUGGGGGAUGGGAAGAAAGUACAGCGUGAUGUGUUGCGGUUAGAUUUACUAAGUGGUGAUAUAAUUAUCCCUGCUCAGUAAAUCAGCCGGCUGUCUGCUUGCACUACACUAAAUUCACAAUUGUAGUGAAUUGAAAUCCGAACAACUAAAUUCCAGCUAAAAUACCUGGAAACUUGGUCUCACUCCACUUUAGUCACACUACUGGCUAUUUUAUCCCCAAUCUUGCAGUUCAUUUUUCAGUUCUCUCCGAUUCUGUACUGGACAAUUUUCACUCUAUUUUGUAAUUCAGAUUUCGCUUGGCUGCUGUUAGAAACUGAGUGAAUUACACUGUCUGGGCUCAUACAUUGGCUGUUUCCAUGUAAUGCCAAGUGACGUCUUUAUAACUGGCUUUCUCCUCUGUUUCACUAACCUCACUAAUGUGGAGUGCCAAGAUUUACACUAAUGUCUGUCGGCUGUCUGGCAUGUUCAGCCUUAAAGGAACACACACGUGUUUGCAGUUAGUUACUGGAGAGGCUAUUACAUGGGCUACUAAAUCCUGCAUGGCCAAUCAUGCAAGCAAAACAUUUAUGGAUCCAUUUUGAUUGUUGAUCAAACAAUCAAAGGAGGGAGGGUGGAAAACAUUUAAAAAAGGUUUAUACUACCAGUUUAGAAGACUGUGGUUGUUUUUUUUUUAUAAAGAGUGCAAAUUGUGCCCCUCCACCUAUGCUUUAUAAUUACCUGCAAUGUAGAUUGUGUGAAAGCAGGGUAGUUGAUAAUACAUUUAAUAGUCCUGGCUCCUGACCAGGUCCUGAUGACAUGAGGCAGGCUGGAAGUCUCAGACGUUUAUUAGUAAGGCAAUCAUUGUUGAAACAAGUGGAAUUAUCAGAGCAUUUCAUGGUAACUUGUAGCUGAUUUUCCCAUUUUUUGUCUGUAAGAUUUUUAUAAUGUCCUCUGAUAAGAUUUUAUAUAGUCUGACACUGCAGCGUGCAGGUGACAAUAUGCGAUGCUCCCGACACAAGUACACCAUUCCUGACAAUUCACUGCCCAAAUUGCAACCGGUUCAGCCAUAUUGGCCAUGUGUGACUAAUUGGCCGAGCUACGGGGG